CAUCUUGAAGAAAAGUUAGAACGAAGGCCCGGGCCGGUGAAAAUUUCCGAUAAAUCUGUUCGUUUGCUUGUAAGUGGCGUGUUUCGGUGUUUGGGGCAUCGUUAAAUAGUGAAUUGCAUGCUGGGCAGUGGAAUUUCGCCGGAGGAAAAGUGAUAAACAGGGUGACUAAUUGAAAAGCAAAACCCAGACCGGAGAGCAGUUUGUGGAUAAGUAAAGCAAAGAGGGAGAACACACAAAAACUCACAAAUGAUGGAUAUGUCAGGCCCUCCGAGGGGUGCCUACCGGGGACGUGGUGGGCCUCCGCGCGGCGGUUACAGUGACCGCGGCAAUUCUCCCUUUUCCUUCAGAGGACGUUCGCGUGGUGGCGGUCCACCGGGGAUGGGUGGUCCGCGCGGCAUGGGCAUGGGUGGUGGAGGACCACCGAUGAUGCGCGGGGGUGGUGGAGGCCGUGGGGGCAUGAUGCGAGGUGGUGGCCCCGGAAUGGGCCGUGGUAUGGGCGGACCGAUGCGCGGGGGCGGUGGACCUCCGAUGUCCCGCGUUAAUCCGUACGGUGGCCGACCCAUGGGUGGUAGUGGCCGCUCUGGCGGAUACGGUGGCGGACCACCGGCCUCGAUUGCAAAUGGCUCGGGUGGAGGUCCACCGGCUGCGAUUGCCGCGGCCGAGAAUGGCGGUGGUGACGCAGGAGGUGUUAAGGGAGGCCCGGAGGCGAAUGGUGCUGCAGCGAAACCCGUCUCCACCACCGGUGGACCAGCGGGAGGACAAAGUGGUGCGAACAGUGGUGCAGGAGCUUCGAAUGCCACAGCCGGUGGCGGCGGCUCGGGUCAAUCCGGUGCAACCGGAGCGAGCGCAGCCGAAUCCGAACACAUGUCACCGAAACAAACAAUCAAGACGGCUGAUUCCAGUAGCCUAGCAACGGUUGCCCCGCAAGAGUCGUCCAUACAAUCGACACACUCCUCGUCCGCUCCGUACUACUCGUCUCGUGGUAUGGGUCGGGGCCGUGGCGGUAGCGGAUUCAUGUCCCGUGGUAUGGGCCGCGGUCGUGGAGGGUAUGGAGGUGGGGGCGGCGGUGGUAAUAUUGGUGGUGGAAAUGGAGGUUGCGGUGACUAUGGAGGUCCAAGACCGUUCCGUGGCGGCAUGGGUGGUCGUGGACGGGGUGGCAGUGGCUACGGGGGCGGUGGUAAUGGAGGCGGCGGUUAUGGCGGUGGUUAUGGUGGUCAUGGUGGUCCAAACGGCGGUGCUGGAGGGUAUGGUGGCGUUGGUGGCGGAAUGGGUGGAGGAGGUGGUGGAAUGGGUUGUGUUGGAGGUGGAAUGGGCGGUAAUGGGGGUGGUAUGGGUGCUGGUGGCGCUGGUGGCGGAUAUGGUGGAGCUCCACCCGCUUCCUACAACCCCAUGGGAGGGUACGGACAAAAUAAUGGUGGCGGAGGCCCCGUAGGCGGUCAAGGAGGAGGAGGCUACGGUCAAGGGCCGCCACCACCUCGACAGUUUGAUAACCGGCAGGGUGGAAACCCAUCGGCUGUACCGCCCAUCAAGCGUGGCGGAAUGGGACCGGGAGCCGGUGGACCACCGGGAUCGAAGCGUGGCCGCUAUGACGCUGGACCGCCGAGCCGUGGCGCUUUGCCCCCGAAAGCGAUGCCACCGCACCAUGGAUCUGCCGCACCGCCAGUCCCCGCUUACAGUGCUCCUCCACAACCGAUGGCCAACCACGGUGGCUACAGUGAUCCGAAUGCGCAUGCGCCACCACCCCAAAUGGAGCAUCAGUAUCAGCACCCGACACCGGCUGCCAAUACGAGCGGUUACGGCAGUGCAGCUGCCCCUCAGUCGGGCUACGCCACCAAUGGCUAUGGUCAGGGCUCGUACGGUACGACAACAAUGGCCAGCACGGGUUACGCGACCACCGGGAAUGAAUACGACACGAGCCACUACGACUACAGCAACUCUACGGCUUACGAUACGCGCUAUCAAUCGUAUCCCACACAGGACUACAGCCAGGCAUACGGUACGACCACCGAUUACAGUGCGGUAUCGACCGACACGUACGCUACCCAGCAGUACGAUGAUCGCUCGACCGCCUACAGUGGCUACGACACGCAAGCGUAUUCGCAGGGCUACGCAAAAACUGAUCAGUACGCUCACAGCGCUUACUAUUAAACGUCUAGCCGGCAAAAGGCAAGGGGCCGAAUGGGUCCAAAUCCAAAGUAAUCCCAAUACUAGUGCACAGUGAUUGAGGAGGAAGUGGAGGAAGAGAAGAGCGCGUAGAAGAUGGAACGGUGAAUGAACCAACGAGAGUCAGCAUAAUCUAGUGCAACAGUGGGGUCAAUAUAUCUUAUAUCUUAUGCUGCCGGGCAAAACAACAAAACCAUGGCAUUGCACAGGCGCCAUCACCAACUCUCUCCUCCAUUCCACCGUUAAACUGAAAGGCUCUCUCAACGGAUCUUCGCAAAAUCAGAAACAAAAUGGAAUCCUGGAUCAGAAAUCGAGAGAAAGCUGAAGUGAAAGAGAGAUCGGGUUAUCCGACAAAUGAAAAAUUAAAGUGAUGACGAUUGGUGACCGAUCGAGAUCGGUUCAUUUUACAAAGUAUAAGACGCUAGUGGAAGAACAUUGAAACAAGAAGCAUCUUCAAGAGAUUCAACGGCGGUUAAGCAUAAGAAAAGGGAGCAUUGAAAUCAGUAGACACCAUUCACACUAACACUCGGUAAAGAGCGAGGAAAAUUACUGGAUUAAGUAGAUCCUGCGCAUCAUUAGGACUACGGAAUGUCCGUAGGGUGGUCAGCGAACAGUUGGGAGGAAUCCUUUGCAGAACGCGUCAGUACGGAAAGUUUUUCGUAGCGAUGAGUAGAUUAAGGUGUACGGAAGAAGAAAGCCAUUUCACGCAGCGUAAGAGUUAGGAAUAGGAUUAAGUUACAAACAUUCAACUACACACUACAGUGACAGCUCCAAUCGGAAUGCGGAUCGCGAAAGUAGUCGCCAUUACGUAUGCGCUACUAUAUUAAUUUUACAAAUAUAUAUUUUUUUAAGUUCCUUUGGUUGCAAUGCACAGAGAACAGCUUGCUUAUCAAGUUCCGUUCAUUAGCGAGCAAGCAGGCAGCAACCGGAAAAGUGGAUGCAAGUGUACAGUUUUUACCAAAUAAGAUGCAAAAGUGGAUUACGAAAAUUUUACAAUAGCUAGUGAUAGUAGGAAACCCGAUUAUGAUUAACUAUCGAGUGCGAUUUAGUUCGUUGGAUUUCUUGAGCACUGGAAACUAUUUUCCGAUUCAUUCAGUCAGUCAGUCAGUCAAAGUCAGUUCAGCCAGGAGCCAACCUUGCGAAGGUUUAGGCUGAGUGGUAUAUGGGUUUGUGUAGCGUUAAGAAACCUGAUCCAUGCAAAAAAUAGCAUACAGGCACUAUAAAAGGAUAGAGGAAUAAACAGCCAGUCUCCCUAGCGACAUUUAGAGAUCUAUGGCGCACAAUACACAAUUAAAAUUAGCUCGAUGGCUCGCGUACGAUGGCUGUAUGUGCAGAGCAACAGAAAUAAACUGCACUUGCAGAAUAGUGAAAAUGAAGGACAGCAAGCGCACUUCUCAAACAGUCAUAAGGAUACGUUCACGUAUAGUCUGAGGGUCACGGGAAAUAGCGGCACAUGUGCCUAUGAUGCGUCUACAUGCGUGUAUGCGUAAUGAGUGUGCUGUAAAGUAAAAACAAGAAACAUCAAGCAGUAAACUUAAAGAAGAUCUUUAACAAAAAGUAAUCCCGAAUAAAUUUGGUAACAACCCCAAGACACGCUAAUUGAGAGAAGGUGCACCAAAGAA
Anopheles aquasalis is the source of this 3785-nucleotide messenger RNA. RefSeq lists its product as uncharacterized. The record is from RefSeq and is a predicted model, not a curated record. Lineage: Eukaryota; Metazoa; Arthropoda; Insecta; Diptera; Culicidae.